GAAACUACAGCGCCGUCGCACACGUGACGUCAUCAAAAUCCGCCUAAUCUUCACUGAGCGCCGAAAUCAAACAACUGAGCUUUAUGUUUAUCGGACUGCAAUUAGUUCAGACAUCGCCUUCACAUCCGUCCUGUUUGUGUAGCUUUUAGCAGUUUAAACUGUGUACAAUUCUUGUACCUCUGAUCUGAGCUUUGAGGUGGGUGUCCCGCUCUGGAAUGACGUGAAAAUGAACCCUGCGCACUGAGUCCAGUGUUUUCCUGUUACUCCUACGCUUUCCUAAUCUUUAUAAACAGACGUCACAAUCAGCUAUUUUGUAAAUUCUUCACAGACACCUAAAAAUAAGUGAUUUUAAUUGCGUCGAUGCAUUUGGCGUCAUUAGUCAACCACUUCAAAGUUGGUUUCACGAACUUAUGGCUAACACUAAGCUAACACAGUAAUGGAGGAAAGCUCAUCGCGUCCUUCAACUGCCAGCAGUGUUUUUCGAGAAUCUUUUCUGCAGAAGAUUUUGGAGCGGCUGUGUGUCACCCAGUCUCUAAAACUGCGGCCAGAAGACACAUCUCCCGUCACUGUAGUAGCUCUCCAUCGGUACUUGGCUGACUCUGGAGAGGCGCAGCAGCAGGAUGACAGCUACAGCUACGACGUGACGCUCACAGACGGAGUGUGGAGAGCAAAGUGUUUUCUCCACUCCUCUUUAAAUCAUGUGGUGCAUAAAAACUAUCUGAGGACCGGCACAGACAUCAGCAUAACGCAGUGCUCUUUUGUUUACAACGAGAGGAGACUAGGGCAUGGUUAUCUCUGCAUUGAGGAUCUCACGUGCAGGACGGAUACCUGCACUGUACGGACAUAUGACAAAGAUAUCAGUGCACUUCCUAUACUAGUCAAGCAUGGCAUGGAGAGGACCAUCUCUUUGCAAAGUGAUGUGCCACUUCAGGUGAGCCGUAAGCACUACCUCCCCCUGUGGAAUAAUGAUGACCCGGAUGGAGAGAUGUGGGCCUCUGAACCUCUCUCAGAGAACACUGUGCUUGAUGUGUCCAAGAUCACUUUUCUGUGUAAUCUGGAAGGACAGUUUCAAAACCUACAGAAACCAUUCCCUCUUCUUGUAAAAAUAAUACAUAAAUCCAGACUGAGAUAUUAUGGAAAAUAUGGGCUCAACAUUGACUAUCCUUAUAUGACCUAUUUUGAGGUGGCUGAUCAGAGUGGCACUAUGUCCCUGGUGCUGUGGAAUGACCUUUGUCCUGAGUUUUACCAAAGACUUCAUGAGGGCACAGUGCUGUACCUCCAAAAUUACAGUCUGAAGCGGAGUUAUCUGAAUAGGUCGCGCCCACACAUGGACCAUUACAGAAUGAAUGCUUUUAACUCUGUGGAAAUCUGCCUCAACCCACGUAAACCAGCCUCAGUUAUAACUAUAAUUUCACCAAAAAGUGUGCUACCGCAGUGGGGGUUACCUGAAAUUUCAUACCGGUUCAUCACUAGGUCAGAGCUGAAUCAACUAUCAAAUAAUUUUGUUUGUGACAUUAUUGGUUUAGUAACAUUUGUGGGACGUGUGGAAAGGAUACGAUGUAAAGCCAACAAAGGUCUUCCUGAGAAAUACUGGACAUAUCGGUGGAUUCAUGCAGUAGAUGGCACAUCUGAUCUCCCUCUCAUCAUUGAAAUGUUUUCAUCUUCUCAGCCAGAAAUAUUUAGUCACAUUUGCCCAAUGACGUACCUAGUUUGCACCCAGAUGAGACUUUGUCAUGUCAAUGGGGGGCUACCUUACCUCACAAGCAGUUGCGAGACACGGAUGUUCAUAACAGGUUACCACAAAGGGCAGCCAUAUGUGAGUGACCCAAAAGUCAAAAGCUUCAUACAGUGGACAAAGACUCUGAAAGACAAUGUCAUCCUCCAGAAAACCACACUUGGAGGAUAUUAUAGCUAUCCCCGAGCUCCUAAAAUAUUCAUCCAGUCAGUGGAAAGUGCAUCAGGUCAAGUUCCACUAGUUGCAGCAGCCGACCUAAAGAAGGAGUUUGAGACGCUACAGUACAGAGAACAUAAAAGAGUUGCGAUUCAAGGACAGAUCAUGGCUGUGCAAUUCAUAAAACGUCAAACGUCAGACAAGAGUCCAUGUCAAACAGAAGAGCCACAGGUUCCAGUAGUUUUGACCCAGUUGUGUGAAGAAAAUCAAGAUGCCAGCACUGACCAUUCUGUUUCUAUGGAUACAACUUUGAGUCAAAUCAACACAAGAAAAAGAAGAUCUCAAGUAAGAAAUGGAAAACAGUCUUCAGAAGAUGUCACAGUAACUAAAAGAAGCAUCAGACAUGAGAAUAUAGUGGCUGAACAAGAACAGAACAAGACUGACAAUUCAUCAGAUAAAACUGAGAAUUUCCAAAGUCAAGGAUCUGGUGUUACAUCCUGGGAGAGCAGUGAUUGGCUGACACAAAAGCUGAGUGUGUCAGAACAUUUACAUCGAGGCAUCUUGUAUGAAGACAGCAUUUCACAAAGAUUUAUGUUUGAGGAAAAGAAUUCUCUGUUGCAGUGGAGCAACCUUCAUCCAGCACGGUUUAGCCCAGAGCACUCCAGAGACCCAAUCCCACCUGUGGCUUACCCUGGUUACUACAGAAUUACCAUUUUAGGCGUAAACAGGCAGUUAGCUGUAGAUGCUGCUUAUGUUCCUGUGGUGCACCCCAAUGAGCCUUGUGCAGUGGGACUGUUACAGGAUCCCCACGGCAACACCAUGCUGUCCUGCCUCUCCUCUGGCUUCCUGUGCCCCCUCAGCACUGAUGCAAGUCAAUCAAUACAUCCACAGCCAGAGGAGAUUUUGGAAACCGCUGGAGAGUUGGAGGGUUUACAUGUGGUGUGCGUCCUGGACCUGUGUCAUCUCGGUGGAGACCAAGUGGAAGUCCUCAUCAACAAAGUGUACAAAGUAACAGAGGUUUCUCUCCAAUAGACUUUUAGUUUACUUGUGUCAAAUUGUGUUAGUAUUAUUAUGUAAAAGAUUCAUGCCAUUCUCAGAUUGUUUAUGCAACUACUUUUUUACUUCUAUAAAUGCACAAACCCCUUGUAGUUUUCUAGGACAUGGACCAUUGCAAAGAGUUUUUUUUUAUAGUGCACCCAAAUACGCUUUUCUGUGUUCCCAUGCAUUAAAAACCUUUUAAUAAAUCUAUGUAGUCACAUUUGGUUAGAGUAACCAUACAUGUUUGAAAUAUUUAUUUUCCAUUUCACAAUAUCCAGGUUUAAAUUUUGCAUUUAGUGGGUAAAC
Molecule: messenger RNA, 3235 nt
Organism: Periophthalmus magnuspinnatus
Lineage: Eukaryota; Metazoa; Chordata; Actinopteri; Gobiiformes; Gobiidae
Gene: radx
Product: RPA1 related single stranded DNA binding protein
Exons: 15
Coding region: 437-2923 (828 amino acids)
Biological process (GO): regulation of DNA repair
Cellular component (GO): replication fork
Molecular function (GO): single-stranded DNA binding
Source: RefSeq, a predicted model, not a curated record